GAGGCCGGUGGCACCGAGCAGCCGGACCCCUCCACCAUGACUCCCCAGGAACAACAGCAAUACUGGUACCAGCAGCACCUGCUUAGCCUGCAGCAAAGGGCAAAAGCCCAUGCUCAGGGGCAGCAGCAAAUGAAAGGUGCGGUAGUGAAGGAUGCAUCUGAGCAGAGAGCAAAGUCUGAAGAAGGGAAAAUGAGUGCUUCAGCUCAGCAGUCUGAACCUCCUCCACUUAAUGAAUCCCUGCCUCCACUCAAUAUUGAACCUCCUGAUGACCCUGAGGAAGAUUUGAGAUUGCAGCAGUUGCAAGCAGCAGCAGCUCAAUGGCAGCAGCAUCCCCAUCACCGGGUUGGAUUUCAGUAUCAGAGAAUAAUGCAGAAGCAUGCCCAGCUGCAGCAGAUUGUACAGCAGUAUCAACAGAUCAUGCAACAGCCUCCACACUUACAGACCAUGUCAGUGGAGAUGCAGCUGCGACAUUAUGAGGCACAGCAAAAACAGUUCCAGCAGCUUCAUAAAGAUUGGGAGCGAUCAAUGAACCAACAGUGGCAGCAUCAGCUUCAAACCUACCCUCACAAAGACCAGCUUCAAGAGUAUGAAAAACAGUGGAAAGCAUGGGAUGAACAGAUGAAAGUCACUCAGUCUCAUCUGCAGGAGAAAGUGAGCUCACUCCAAAAUCUGAAGAAUCAGUAUCCUGCUAAUGUUUCGCUGCCACCUCCAUUUGUUCCAUAUUCUCAAGCCACUCAAGGUGGCAUUCCUAUUAUGCCUCCAACUUUACCUUCAACUACACCUCCGCUGGUCCCCCCGCCUCUCUCUUCUGUUUCUCAGUUGUCUAAUUCCUCUGUCCCUUCAGGAUCCAGUUCUCAAAGCAGUCAAUCUACUGAGACGCCAAGGCCAGCUCUGCUUCCCACCCCUGGUACCUAUGCAUCAAAAAUAGCUAGUUCGACUGUCUAUUCACCUUAUCAUUCUCAAGUAAGUUCAUCCUUUGGCUCUUCAGACCACGGAAAGUCUCAAGUUCAUCUUAGUAAACAAACUGUCUCUAUCUCAUCUGAGCAAGGAUGUGGGGAACUGAAAGCCACUUCUGCAGUGUCUUCAACACAUGCACCUACUAUGCAGGAUAAACCAGUGAGGUCAGGUGGAUUGCUUCCAGAUCCUCCCAGAUCAGCACGUUUUGAAGGCCCCAGAGGCCCUAGAUUUGAUGGACCUCGAGGAAGAGGAUAUGACAAAUUUGAAGGCUCAAGACAGAGAGGGCCUCGUUUUGACUCCCAGCGCUCGGAAGGAUACAGGUCACGUUUUGACCGACAGAAUACAGAUGGACAGUCUUCAAGUAGGUGGGGGACUAUCCCACGAGGACCAGCAGCACAAUUUUAUACUUCGACAAAUGCAUCACAUGGACAUGGUUCCCGACCUAGUGGUCCAAGGUGGAGAGGGCCCAGGCCUCAUUUGGGGCAGCAGCAGCAGCAGCAGCAGCAGUCACAGACAGACUCACAGUCAGAAAACAAAGAACCUUUUACAGACGUAGCUGGCAAUCAGCAGACUGUAAGCAGAACACAGUCUACUCCUGAUGCACAGAGUGCAGGUCCCAUUGAGCCAAAUGAGGACCUGACAAACACUCAACAGGAACCAUCCAAACCUGAAGUCAAGGAAACUAUAUCAGACCCUCCUAAAAAGUGGACGUGGAGUUCACAUGAUCCUAACCAGCAAGUAGAAGAGUCCAAAGCACCUACUCCACCUAUUCAGAACCAGAAAUCAACAUCCCUUUCUAGUAACCCUGUAGCUUUGCAGUCAGGUAUUGCAAGAACAGGUGGUGCGGUAACCCCUGUAACAGGAAAUCAGGAUUUGGAUUCACCAGACGGACAGUUGGUUGCUUCAGAUAGCACCCAGGGCCUACCUGGGCCAGAAAGCAGAGGGAAAGGGCCGUUUAUGCAUGAAGAUAGAGGCAAGGGACCAGCAAGCAGAGGAAGGGGCCAGGGCAGACUGGAUGAUGGCCGUGGCAGAGGGCAGGGGGAUGGCCGUGGCUGGGGAAUGGGCCGUGGCCGAGGGAUGGGCAGGAUGGACGGUGGCCGAGGGAUGGGCAGGAUGGACGGUGGCCGGGGAAUGGGCAGGAUGGACGGUGGUUGGGGAAUGGGCAGGAUGGAUGACGGCCAUGGCCGGGGAAUGGGCAGGAUGGACGACGGCCGUGGCAGAGGAUAUGUAUACAGAGGCAGAGGGCAGGCUAGGCAGGCAUCCAUCCGUGGCAGGGGGAUGUUCAGGAGAGCAGGCAGCAGGGAGAGGAUGCCAGAUAGGCGGUCAGGAAGCAGGGAGAGGAUGCCAGAUGGACGGUCUGGCAGCCGAGAGAGGGGGCUGGGUGGACGGUCAGAUAGCCAUGAGAGGAGGGUCCCAGUCAGGCGGGCAGGUAGCCGCGAGAGAGGCCCGGUCAGGCGGGCAGGUAGCCGGGAGAGGGGUCCCAUCAGGAGGCCAGGUAGCCGGGAGAGGGAAGCAGGAAGAACUGAAACAGGCAAUAUAGAUAAACCUAUGCACCUAGGAGAUGACCCUGACCAAUUGCCUCCAUACCAUCGAGAUGAGACACUCAGGGGUUCUUGGGGUCAUGAAGAUGAUAGAAUGCAGGAGGAAUUCCCUUUGGAUAGUCAAGAUGACCCUUCUUUGGAGCAUGAGCGAUUGGAUGAAUGGGAAAGAGAACGAUACUGGAGAGAUCACAACUCUGAUUAUCAGGAUGAUUCUGUAGAUGUGUAUGACAGAGAUGACAGGUUGCAAUCCCACCACUCAUUGCCUCCAUUAUCUCCUCUACCACCACUACCUCCUUUAUCAUCUGAUCAUGACAGACGAGAUUCGUGGUGGGAUGACUGGAAAAGGCCAAGAGAGAGGGAACUAGAAAGAGAUCUAGAUAGGACUGGAAGAUCCUCAGAUAUUUAUGAUCAAGAUUUAGACAGAGAAUGGGAUAGAGACUGGGACAUGAGACCUAUGGAUGACAGAGAAAUGGGGAAUCGUGACCUGGAUAUCCCUCCUCUACCACCAUUACCACCUCUUCCACCUCUGGACAGAUACCGUGAAGAUAGGUGGAGGGAGGAUAGGAACAGAGAUCAUUAUGACAGAGAUCUCCGAGACAGAGGGGAGCUGAGGAUUCGAGAGUAUCCAGAGAGGUAUGACACAUGGCGGGAGAAGCAAGACUACCUUCCUGAAAGGACUGAUUGGGAGAGGGAACGGUUGUCGGACAGGUGGUAUCCAGAUGAUGGAGACAGACUGCGGUCUUUGGAUGAUCAUUCAGAUUCAUCCCUUCCUCCACCUUCACAUUCCUCUGAUAUGCUGGGAGCAGAUUCAAACCUGGACUCUGACCAGUCCUUGGGAGGAGUGAUGGUCCUUAGCCAAAGACAGCAUGAGAUAAUUCUGAAGGCUGCCCAGGAGCUCAAAAUGCUUCGAGAGCAAAAAGAGCAGCUACAGAAGUUGAAAGAGUUUAAACCUGACAUUUCCACACAGGACUCUCCGAGAUCACAGAAUACAAGCGCAAGGCCAGCUAUUAAACCUUCUCCUGCUGUUAUUAUAAAGCCUCCCGUGUUGUUCAGACAGCCCACCCCUGUGACAAGACCAAGUGCCCCACUGACAAGGCCUGCUACACCUAUGACAAGGCCACAUGCUCCAGUUUCUACUCCAACUACAACCCCAAGUCAUGGUCAGUCUUUAAAACCAUCACCUUCUACUAUGGAACAGGAACGCUGGGAUGAGGAUUCUUUCCACGGACUCUGGGACACAAAUGAGGAUAAAGGAGCAAAUAUGGAGUACGAGUUGUGUAAACAAGAAUCAAUGAUGCCUCCACCUGUCUCCUCACCUGUGAAAGGACCUGCUGUUCACACCUCUGUUCCAUCAGCUGUACCAGUGUCCCUUCCUCCAGUUAUCCCACCGGUUCCUAAAGCACCUGUAAUUCAGCAAACUGUGGAUUAUGGCCAUGGGCGAGAUAUAACCACCAGUAAAGUGGAGCAGAUUCCAUAUGGGGAGAGGGUUACCCUGCGUCCGGAACCUCUACCAGAGAGGCAAGCAUUUCAAAAAGAGCACCCCGCUCGUUACAACAGAGAAAGAGAUCGUGAGCCCUAUUUUGAGCGUCAAGGUAAUUCCAACACAGAUCAUCGGGAUUUCAAGAGAGAGCGGGAAUUGCACAGAGACCGUGGUUCUGUGGACUAUGAACGAGAGAGAUUUGAGAAAGAGCGGCAUCCCCGAGAUGAUAGGACUCAGUCUUACCGUGACAAGAAGGACCAUCCCUCCUCCAGGCGGGGUGGUUUUGAAAGACCACCGUAUGAACGGAAGACAGAUCGUCCAGCAUAUGAUCAUGGGCCUUCCAUGUUUGGAGGUGAUCGUAGAAAUUACCCUGAGGAAAGGAUUCCUAUUUCUGCUCCGUCAAUCCCCCGUCAGCCACCACCUGCUCCGCGAGUGGAAAGGAAGCCAGAAUCUAAAAAUGUAGAUGAUAUUUUGAAGCCACCAGGACGGGAUAGUAGGCCAGAGAGGAUUGUAAUCAUCAUGAGAGGGUUGCCUGGCAGUGGAAAGACACAUGUAGCAAAACUCAUCAGGGAUAAGGAAGUAGAGUGUGGAGGACCUGCACCAAGAGUGCUCAGCCUGGAUGACUACUUUAUCACUGAAGUGGAAAAAGAAGAGAGAGACCCAGACACAGGGAAAAAAGUGAAAAAGAAGGUGAUGGAGUAUGAAUAUGAAGCUGAUAUGGAAGAGACCUAUCGUACCAGCAUGUUUAAAACUUUCAAAAAGACCUUGGAUGAUGGCUUCUUCCCCUUCAUUAUCCUUGAUGCUAUCAAUGACAGAGUGCGACAUUUUGAACAGUUUUGGAGUGCUGCAAAAACCAAGGGUUUUGAGGUGUACUUAGCUGAAAUGAGUGCAGAUAACCAGACGUGUUCCAAGCGGAAUAUUCAUGGACGCAAGCUAAAGGAAAUCAGCAGGAUGGCUGAUCACUGGGAGGCAGCACCACGUCACAUGAUGCGCCUGGACAUUCGUUCUCUAUUGCAGGAUGCUGCUAUCGAAGAGGUGGAGAUGGAGGAUUUUGAUGCAAAUAUUGAAGACCAGAAAGAAGAAGUCAAGAAGGAUACAGCAGAGGAGGAAGAAAGUGAACUGGGUUACAUUCCGAAAAGCAAAUGGGAGAUGGACACUUCUGAGGCAAAGCUAGACAAGCUGGAUGGUUUGCGGACUGGCACUAAAAGGAAACGUGACUGGGAAGCAAUUGCCAGCAGAAUGGAAGAUUAUCUACAGCUUCCAGAUGACUAUGAUACACGUGCUUCUGAACCGGGAAAGAAAAGGGUGCGGUGGGCAGAUCUAGAAGAAAAAAAAGAUGCAGACAGGAAAAGGGCCAUUGGUUUUGUUGUUGGGCAAACAGAUUGGGAGAAGAUAACAGAUGAAAGUGGUCAUCUUGCUGAGAGAGCCCUCAACCGCACCAAGUAUAUAUGAAAAAGUGGUUGAAUGGAAUUUUGUGCCUUUAAGGCCAUUUGCUCUGAGGAGAAGUGAACCAAGGUGUCAUGAGCAUCUUGCAUGGGUCAUGUCACUCCCACCUUCACAGUUUUUCUUUGUUACUUUAGUUUCAGCAGUUUUCUUGAGAUAUUGGCAGAUAACCAGUGCCCUCAAAAAACCCGACGAAUCCUGCUGCUCCUAAGUGAGAGAGACAGUUUACUUUUUAAUAUUUUUGGAGGGGAGGGAGGGGGAGGGCCAGUAGUUUUAGCUGCUGUUUGUGGGAUAAAGUGGAAGGAUUAGACAGAUGUUACCUCCACUGUACUGUCACAGAAUGUUUAUCACCUUUGCUUUGUGGCUGUUCUCGUUUUAUACUGUAUGUACCUUGUAGCUUAUUGUAUUAGGAAGCAGAACAAUAAAUUUCACUAUAAACUCGG
Messenger RNA from Leptosomus discolor (cuckoo roller), 5864 nucleotides. The record is from RefSeq and is a predicted model, not a curated record. NCBI's taxonomy places the organism in Eukaryota, Metazoa, Chordata, Aves, Leptosomiformes, Leptosomidae.